AUGUCUAAACUGUUUAUCGGCGGCCUGGCAUGGCACACCACCGACGAGAGUCUCCGUUCUGGUUUCGAGAAGUACGGUGCUGUCGAAGAAGCUAUCGUCGUUAAGGAUCGUGACACUGGUCGCAGUCGCGGAUUCGGAUUCGUCCGCUUCAGCUCUGAGGCUGACGCCGAAGCUGCGGCGCAUGAAAUGAACAACCAGGAGUUUGACGGCCGUACUAUCCGCGUCGACAAAGCCAGUGAACGAGCUCCUCGCAACGAUGGCGGCUUCCAAUGCCGUGGCGGGUACAACCAGCGCGGAGGAAACGGUGGAGGAUACGGAGGAUAUGGUGGCGGAUCUCGUGGAGGAUAUGGUGACGGCGACUGGCGCAGAAGCGAUGGUAACUAG
This is a messenger RNA of Aspergillus oryzae RIB40, 384 nucleotides long. Its product is annotated as RNA recognition motif domain-containing protein. The record is from RefSeq and is a predicted model, not a curated record. Gene Ontology annotation, molecular function: RNA binding. Lineage: Eukaryota; Fungi; Ascomycota; Eurotiomycetes; Eurotiales; Aspergillaceae. The transcript has 5 exons. Bases 1 to 384 code for a protein of 127 amino acids.